AGCGUUAAAGUACAUAAACCAUUGUUAACAGGCCAAUGACUCAUGAGUAUUUAACAUAGAUGGCGUUGAGGCCAGCGCACCGCCACAAAUGUGUAUUAGUCAACACUGAAGUUGGUAGUGCUGAAGUAACUUGUUGUGCGUCUGAAUGUUUGGCACCAUGACCAUACGGAAUAUACAAUGUUAAAAUUAUCGUCUGGCAUCCUUGGUGGUUGGUGGCAAGGGAUAAGAACUUCGCGGUGGCAUGUGACUGGUCACUGAGGACGUAUGGUUCGAGGCUGUAUGGUGGCUUCCAACCGGGUUCAAACAGUAAUGUUGCGUUGGCUCACUCCUCUGCAGACCAUUACCUUCACCCAUUGUCACGGUAAGCUUCACAAGACAGUUUGUGCACUGGGUUUCCUAGAGGGUCCGACCGGUAGCAUUUUGCCUGGAUUAUCUUCAGUCCAGAUGCUAAAGAAUAAGCCUAUCAAGCUUGCUGCAACACAAUCCCAGCUCGAUCGAGCAUUUCCGGGCGAAGUGGCUCUUGCCUCUUUUCCUGAAGUUUAUGAGCUCACAGUACUGGUUUGCGGGUCGAUAUCCCGGGGCGCAAUGGUGAAGUUCUCGGGUGCUCGGCGGAGAGCCCAGUCUUUCAGGACAUACGCGGUGAGAUUCCAGCGUGACGACGACCUGCUAUUCAGUCAAAACAGUUCAAAGGUUCUCAACGUGUCUCUACGAAAAACGGAUGCUCUUACCCAUCAUUAAACAAAAAGCUUAUUGCGAUAUGAACAAGCGCACAACUGUUGUCGGGGUAGAUUCUUGCAGCAACGACGCUGUCAUCUUGCCCGAUAUCCUUCUCCAUGACACAAUACGUGAAGUCGGAAGAUACUGGAAAGCCGCUGCCGAACCCCUCGCAAUAGGC
Pseudomassariella vexata is the source of this 895-nucleotide messenger RNA. RefSeq lists its product as uncharacterized. Bases 265 to 738 code for a protein of 157 amino acids. The transcript is spliced from 2 exons. Lineage: Eukaryota; Fungi; Ascomycota; Sordariomycetes; Amphisphaeriales; Pseudomassariaceae. The record is from RefSeq and is a predicted model, not a curated record.